UUCAUCAUUACUGUGUGCUGCAUUCAAGUAUGAGGGAACAUAACAUCACACAUUUAGUGCUCAAAAACAGCAUUGCAGAUGAUCAGGAAAACAUUGCAGGUAAGAGCACAGACUCCCAUGUUGGAAGCAAGGAUGAAAACGCAGACAGGGGGAACUGGAGCAAUAAGAGAGAAUAUCUGUUGUCUAUGAUUGGAUAUGCAGUCGGACUUGGAAACGUAUGGAGAUUCCCAUACCUCACAUACAAACACGGAGGCGGAGCCUUCCUCAUUCCCUACGUGAUCAUGCUGUCAGUCGCAGGGCUGCCACUCUUUUUCAUGGAGAGCUCCAUUGGACAGUUCUGUAGCCAGGGACCCAUUAAUGUGUGGAAAGCUGUGCCAAUAUUGCAAGGUGUUGGAAUUACCAUGAUGCUGGUUAGCACUUUUGUGUCGAUCUACUACAACGUCAUCAUCGCAUAUAGCAUCUACUACAUGUUUGCAUCAUUUCAGUUCCCAUUGCCAUGGAGUGAUUGUUCAAGCUGGUCAGAGAUGGAUUGUAACAACACUGUUAGAGAAUAUUGCAAUAUAACUGCCUACAACUUGAGUCUUGUGGCUGGGAAUGUGAGCAUGAUGGCUGAUGGGAAUCAAAACUGUUCAGAAGAGUUCUGGAUCAGUGCACCAUUACAGAGCGCCAGCGAGCAUUAUUGGGACCAUGUGGCCCUCCAGCGCACUAGCAGUAUGGAUGAGACAGGGCCAGUGAUCUGGCACUUGGCCCUCUGCCUGCUACUGGGCUGGAUAUUGAUCGCUGCCGCUCUUUACAAAGGCAUCAAGUCUUCUGGGAAAGUUGUGUAUUUCACGGCCACAUUUCCAUACGCUGUCCUGCUCAUCCUGCUAAUACGUGGCGUUACUCUGGAGGGAGCAAGAGAUGGCAUUGAAUAUUACAUUGGCUCCCAGUCUAACCUUACAAAACUGGCUGAGGCAGAGGUUUGGAAGGAUGCAGCCACUCAGAUAUUCUUCUCACUGUCUAUUGCAUGGGGUGGUCUAACAGCACUGGCUUCCUACAACAAAUUUUAUAACAACUCCUACAAAGACUCCAUUAUAGUGUGCAUCACAAACUGCAGUACUAGCAUCUUUGCUGGCUUUGCCAUAUUUUCCAUCCUUGGACACAUGGCACAUAUCUAUGGGAGACCAGUUUCAGAGGUUGCACAGGCUGGGUUUGGACUGGCUUUCAUUGCCUACCCUGAUGCCCUUUCCAAACUUCCUAUAUCUCCACUGUGGUCCAUCCUGUUCUUCUUCAUGCUCAUAACUCUUGGUCUGGACUCUCAGUUUGCUGGAAUAGAGGUGAUCACAACAUGUCUCCAGGAUGCCUACCCCAGAAUCUUAAAGUCUAAACGGGGCCCCAUUACUGUAGUCAUCUGUAUCAUUCUCUUCCUGCUUGGUCUGCCAUGUGUCACUGGGGCAGGUAUAUACUGGGUGAAUCUGAUAGAUACCUUCUGUGCUGGAUGGAUUCUUCUGUUCGCUGGAUUGUUGGAGGUCUUCGGUCUCACCUGGAUAUAUGGUGGAAACCGGUUUAUCCGAGACAUUGAAAUGAUGAUUGGGACCAAGAGUACCCUUUUCUGGAUGUGGUGGAGGGCUUGCUGGUUUUUCAUCACUCCUGCUGUUCUCCUUGUCAUUCUUGUCUGGUCAGUGUACACGUUCACUGCUCCUACAUAUGGCUCAGUGGAAUAUCCGCAGUGGGGCAUUGCUCUGGGCUGGUGUAUGACUGCCUUCUGCCUCAUGUGGAUCCCAAUUGUGGCUGUCUGGAAGAUAACAAAAGCCAGCGGAAGCUUAUGGCAGCGGCUGAAAUUAACAUCCUCGCCCACUGAAGACUGGGGUCCUUACCUGGAAUGCCACAGGACUGAUCGCUAUGUUCGCCGAGAGAUAAAAGACACAAAUGUCUUUGUAAUCUCAAACCAAAAUACCACCAGAUUGUAAGAUACUGUUCAGAGUCAUAUUUGUGUUUUUACAUCCAUAUUUUUGUAAGUUAAGUUGGCAGUGUUUUGUGGAUGGUUCUGUAUCAUUAAACCUUAAAGCACAGUAGUGCUCAGUGCGAGUGUAUCAUCUACACCUGCCAUAUUACUGACUGUAGCCAUACACUGUCUACACCUGUCCACCAUCUACACCUGUCCACCACCCACAUAAUAUCUGCUCAUCAGAAACAAAUCAGUGAAAGUCAGUAACUGUUUACCUACAAAAUGCCCCUACAGUAUAUUGUAGGCUUAUCCAAUAAACUGACAACUGAGUGUAUAAAAAGCAUCAUUAAAAAUUCCCCUAACUUGGGACGCUAUUUGUGUUCAUAAGGAAUCAAUACAACAGCUUUACCUCUGUUAAGUGCUUACAUAAUUAUUGAAUAAAUGUCUCCAAGCUUCAUCAUAGUAACGAUUAGACAUUUUCGUUGUUAAAUAACUACACAUUUUCAGUACAAAAAUCAGUGUGACAAAUCAGAAACUGUUACUAUAGAAACAAUACCAUACUAAACAGAGUGCAUUAAUAUAUCUGUGAGUUGCCUUUCAGAUGGAAAUACUCUCAGAUCUAUGUUUUUAUUAAGUUAAUCACCACCUACUAACCAAGCUGAUCGGAUACAAGAAUAAAGUUUUAUAAAGUUUGAAGUAAACUCAUAAAUGAGUAAAACUCAUAAAUGAGUUUUCAAAUAAAAGCACUGUAAUAGCACUUAUCAUUGCUUAGCGCUUAUGGCAAGAAGUAUUUAAAAGCAAGCAAUCAAUCUGAUACAGUUCCCAUCUGUGAUGCAGCAUCUGUGAAGCUGCAUUGUUGAACCAACAGUCAAGUCCUUCCUUUUUCUACAAUGUAUAUACUGUAUGUGAAGCUUCUAUUUAACUUCUAUUUAACUUCCUUGUUACGGUAAUUUUUUCCUCCAGUUUCUGGAAUGGAUGAAUGUUUUGAAUUCAUGGUUUUAAAACUGACAGUGUUUAGUGUUUUGUUUUAGUGUUUAAUUUAGAGUCAUUUUUGUUUGGAAUCAUUAGCAUAAAAAUACUAUUAAAUGGCAUUUGUAAUAAAAUUGUAACAAAUGUGUUUUUUUUUUUCAUUUGCAUUGGAUAGGAUCUAUAUGACAUCAAAUCCUUUAGUCUCCUUCAGAAUCUGAACUUUAGACUCUUUAGUGUAUGCAUAUAAGUACUGAUUUUGUUGUCCAGCAUGUUUGAUCACAAUUAAAAGCUUUGGUAGAAAAAAUGUUAUUGCAAACUCCUUGAGAAUCCUUUUGUAAGGAUUGUGUUGUGCUGCAUACUUCUCCACUACACAGAUUAAUCUGA
Messenger RNA from Pangasianodon hypophthalmus (striped catfish), 3280 nucleotides. RefSeq names its product solute carrier family 6 member 14 (gene slc6a14). NCBI's taxonomy places the organism in Eukaryota, Metazoa, Chordata, Actinopteri, Siluriformes, Pangasiidae. The transcript is spliced from 14 exons. Gene Ontology annotation, molecular function: L-proline transmembrane transporter activity. Gene Ontology annotation, biological process: sodium ion transmembrane transport. Gene Ontology annotation, cellular component: membrane. The coding region runs from base 30 to 1949 and encodes 639 amino acids. The record is from RefSeq and is a predicted model, not a curated record.